Lipotes vexillifer (Yangtze River dolphin) is the source of this 2197-nucleotide messenger RNA. RefSeq names its product catenin alpha 3 (gene CTNNA3). Gene Ontology annotation, cellular component: fascia adherens; adherens junction. Gene Ontology annotation, molecular function: actin filament binding; beta-catenin binding; cadherin binding. The record is from RefSeq and is a predicted model, not a curated record. The annotation marks the transcript as partial. NCBI's taxonomy places the organism in Eukaryota, Metazoa, Chordata, Mammalia, Artiodactyla, Lipotidae. The transcript has 15 exons. Gene Ontology annotation, biological process: cell migration; cell-cell adhesion.
GCACUGAAUUUCUAAACACAAGAACUUGCUUAGACAGUUGGUUUAGUGUCUGUAUAUGGGCAAUAAUACUCUGUCCUGCAGUAGGCAGUCAUGUCAGCUGAAACACCAAUCACACUGAAUGUUAAUCCUCAGGAUCUGCAGGUCCAGACAUUCACCGUAGAGAAGCUGCUGGAGCCUCUCAUAAUCCAGGUUACUACACUUGUAAAUUGUCCCCAGAAUCCUUCCAACAGGAAAAAAGGACGUUCAAAAAGAGCCAGAGUCCUUCUAGCUUCUGUGGAGGAAGCAACUUGGAAUUUAUUAGACAAGGGAGAGAAGAUUGCUCAAGAAGCCACAGUUUUAAAGGAAGAGCUUACUGGGGCACUUGAGGAAGUUCGCAAAGAAAGUGAAGCUCUGAAAGUAUCAGCUGAGAGAUUUGCAGAUGAUCCCUGUUAUCUCCCAAAAAGGGAGGCUGUGGUUCAAGUUGCCCGUGCCUUGUUGGCUGCAGUUACCAGACUCCUUAUCCUCGCAGAUAUGAUUGACGUCAUGUGUCUCUUGCAGCAUGUGUCAGCUUUUCAGAGAACAUUUGAGUCUCUUAAAAAUGUUUCCAACAAAUCUGACCUCCAGAAAACCUACCAGAAGCUUGGGAAGGAGCUGGAAAAUCUGGACUAUUUAGCCUUCAAACGUCAGCAGGACCUAAAAUCUCCAAAUCAGAGGGAUGAAAUUGCAGGUGCCCGGGCCUCAUUGAAGGAGAACUCCCCCAUAUUGCAUUCAAUUUGUUCAGCUUGUUUGGAACAUUCUGAUGUUGCUUCCCUCAAAGCCAGCAAGGACACAGUUUGUGAAGAAAUUCAGAAUGCCCUCAAUGUAAUUUCAAAUGCUUCACAAGGCAUCCAGAAUGUGUUAGUCCCACCAGAACCUCAGGCAGCCACCCUGGGAAGUGCCCUUGAUGAGCUUGAGAAUUUAAUUGUCUUGGAUCCACUCACAGUGACUGAGGAGGAAACAAGACCAUCCCUAGAGAAACGCCUCGAAGCCAUUAUCAGUGGGGCUGCUCUGUUGGCUGACUCUUCAUGUACGAGGGAUUUCCAUCGGGAGCGAAUUAUCGCAGAAUGCAAUGCCAUUCGCCAGGCUCUCCAGGACCUGCUUUCAGAGUACAUGAACAAUACUGGAAAAAAGGAAAGGAGUAAUACCUUGAAUAUUGCAAUAGAAAACAUGUGCAAGAAGACGAGAGACCUUCGCAGACAGCUCCGUAAGGCUAUUAUAGAUCAUGUGUCAGACUCCUUUUUGGAUACGACAGUCCCACUUUUGGUUCUCAUUGAAGCUGCCAAAAAUGGCCGGGAAAAGGAAAUAAAAGAAUAUGCUGCGAUAUUUCGUGAACACACCAGCAGGCUUGUAGAGGUGGCAAAUCUUGCUUGUUCCAUGUCAACAAAUGAAGAUGGAAUUAAGAUUGUCAAAGUUGCAGCCAAUCACCUGGAAAACUUGUGUCCACAGAUUAUUAAUGCUGCACUUGCUUUGGCUGCAAGACCCAAAAGUCAAGUGGUCAAAAAAACCAUGGAAAUGUACAGAUGCACGUGGGAGAAUCAUAUCCAUGUCCUCACUGAAGCUGUAGAUGACAUUACAAGCAUUGAUGACUUCCUUGCUGUAUCUGAGAGUCAUAUCCUAGAAGAUGUCAACAAAUGUAUCAUAGCCUUGAGAGACCAGGAUGCUGAUAAUUUAGAUCGAGCUGCAGGUGCUAUCAGAGGACGGGCCGCAAGAGUUGCCCACAUUGUCACAGGUGAAAUGGACAGUUACGAGCCAGGAGCUUACACAGAAGGUGUGAUGAGAAAUGUUAACUUCCUGACAAGUACUGUAAUUCCAGAAUUUGUAACACAAGUGAAUGUUGCCUUGGAAGCCUUAAGUAAAAACUCUUUGGAUGUGUUUGAUGAUGAUCAGUUUGUGGACAUCUCAAAAAAGAUCUAUGAUACAAUUCAUGAUAUCAGAUGUUCAGUCAUGAUGAUUCGGACUCCAGAGGAACUAGAGGAUGUUUCUGACCUGGAAGAAGAUCACGAGGUCCGCAGUCACACCAGUGUUCAGACUGAAGGGAAAACUGACCGGGUGAGUCCCCUCCCUGUGGGGAGAGCUGUGUGCCAUGCCCUCUCCUUGUCAAUCCAGGCAGCCUCUCACAGCAUCACAGUUACCUAUUCUGAUGAUGAUGGUGAUGAUGAUGAUGAUGAUGAUGAUAACA